Pangasianodon hypophthalmus (striped catfish) is the source of this 2715-nucleotide messenger RNA. RefSeq names its product potassium channel tetramerisation domain containing 12.2 (gene kctd12.2). NCBI's taxonomy places the organism in Eukaryota, Metazoa, Chordata, Actinopteri, Siluriformes, Pangasiidae. Gene Ontology annotation, cellular component: presynaptic membrane; postsynaptic membrane. Gene Ontology annotation, molecular function: protein binding. The transcript has a single exon. The record is from RefSeq and is a predicted model, not a curated record. Gene Ontology annotation, biological process: protein homooligomerization; regulation of G protein-coupled receptor signaling pathway. Bases 233 to 1081 code for a protein of 282 amino acids.
GGUUUAAAACUACAUGCUGCACACUACAGUGUGGUGAUUUCAUGUCGUGCGUAAAGAGAGUAAAGAGUUAAACUGAGCACAGUCCUCUCGUUUCCUCCUCCCACCAACUCCUUCAUAAACAAACCUGCAAAGAUCCGCUGUCAGUCUUUUUCUUUCUUUCUUUCUUUCCCACUGCUAACUCUGGGAGGAGAAGAUAAAGCUGGGCUUUUGGGAGACAGAUGUUGUAGCAGAAAUGGCUCAAGCAGCUGAAAGGAGAGUGGAAAGCUCCACAUCUGCUUUCCCUGAAAUAAUCGAGCUGAAUGUCGGCGGACAGAUUUACGUGACGCGCCACUCAACUUUACUCUCCGUCCCGAACUCUUUACUCUGGAGCAUGUUUCAGGAGCACAGCUCGUCCCAGCUGACCCGGGACAGCAAAGGGCGCUACUUUAUAGACCGGGACGGAUUUCUGUUCCGGUACAUCCUGGAUUACCUGCGCGACAAGAACCUGGCGCUGCCCGAGUACUUCAAAGAGCGAGCGAGUCUGCAGAAAGAGGCUGAGUUUUUCCAGCUGCCCGAUCUGGCACGUCGUCUCCGGCCUCCUCAGGUCAGUAAGGAGAACUCUAUCGGGGAUGAGGCGUUUCACAGCGACCCGGAGGAAGCAGCGGUGUCGUGCGCCCUCGCCAGUGCCAGUGCCAGCGGCAGCAGCGCCAUCGGGCCGCGCUCUCCGUCUCUGGAAGCGCGCAAGUCUGGCUACAUCACCGUCGGCUACCGCGGCUCGUACACGAUCGGACGCGACAUCCAGAACGACGCCAAGUUCCGCCGUGUGGCCCGGAUUACCGUGUGCGGCAAAACCUCGCUCGCCAAGGAGGUGUUCGGCGACACGCUGAACGAGAGCAGGGACCCCGACCGCCCCCCGGAGAGGUACACGUCCCGCUAUUACCUCAAGUACAACUUUCUGGAGCAGGCGUUCGACCGGCUGGCCGAGGUGGGCUUCCACAUGGUGGCGUGCAACUCCACAGGGACGUGUGCGUACACCAGCAGCGACCCCAAUGAGGACAAAAUCUGGACCAGUUACACCGAGUAUGUGUUUUGCAGAGAGUGAGGCGAGGUGGACCUGCUUUUUUUCUUUUUGUUGUUGGAACCCGUGCCAAUUUCCACCAGUUUCAUAGCACUGCUACACGUGUACUCUCACAAAUGAUGGUACCAAACUGUACUUUUCCUUGUCACUUGAGUGGUACCAUCAAGGGUACAUCUUGUACCUUCAGUAUGUAUCUUUUACCUGGAAAAGUGCAUGUGGUGCACUUUUUAAUCACUUGUCCUCAAGGUCCAAUUAUGUACCUUAUAUUAUUUUUAACUGGGAAUGAUACAUAAAGGAUGUACCCUUGAUUCUACCACACCAGUGGCAAGCAACAGCACAGUUUGGAACCAUUAUUUCAGAGAGUGUACUCUCAAAAAAGGUACUAAUGCUUGUCAUUGGGGUUGUAUAACCACAAGAGUGUACGACUUGUACUUGUAGCAUGUAUCAUUCACCUAGGGAAGUGAAGUAGCAGUGUAGUGUACCUUUAAAAUUCCUGUCAUACCUUAUAUCAGGGGUUCUCAGCUCCAGUUGUGGGACCCUCUACCACCCUGACACACCUGAUUCAACAGAUUGACCCCUUUCAUGGGUCAGAGGUGUGUCAGAAGUAGAGAGAAAUUGAGAACCAUGGGUGAUGCACGGAAAGGAAGUUUGGAGAUGAUUCCAGUGCCACGAGCCCUAAGAAGACCCAAGAGAAUGAAAAUUGUUCAGUGUGUUAAUCUGUCAGGGUGCCAAAAAUGUCUGCCUUAAAUGUGUUUAAAGGUAAACCACAUCCACUUUGUUAGACAAAGGAUGCAUACUACAGGUACUAAUGAUGUACUAAUGAGGAUACCACAAUAUUGAGAAGCAAUGAUACAGUCUAAUAUCUUUUUUUUUUUUUUUUUUUUUUUUGUUGGCCCCUAGUACAGCUCAGUACCUGUUUUUCCCAGAGUGGGCCUUGUAGAUGUGUGAUAAUAUCAGUCCACACAGAUUAGCAUAAAUACGUAGUGUGUUUGUCAGAAGUUUAAUGAAUAGCAAGCGUCAGAAGCAUUUGGCACUCGUGUUAUUAAGGUUACACAAUUCAGAAAGGUUUGUUAAGAAUGCACAGUAAAAACCCACUCGUGUUUUGAUAUCAUGUGCACACAGGCAUGCCCAGACAUGGGUGGUUUGGUUUGUGCAGGCAUGUGCAGGGAAGGUAAUGUUACCUGUUUGAGGAGAAAUGUGACUGAAAUGUGGAGACCUGUUGCAUGACAUGGAGGACAAGGAGGACAUUGCUCCUCUUUUAACUCACUGCCAUUUCAUCUUAACAUCCCACUGACUGUUUUCCCGGUCGUUGUCCUUUUCUGAUCUCUCCCACUGGAUAUAUUUUUCCAAGUGGUUGCUGUCACUGUCUCAUGGUGUUUUUCAGUAAGCAGAGUUUCAGUUUCCUGUGUGAUGUAAACUGUUUUAGCUCACAUAAAAUCAGCUGUUUCCAUUUUGCUCUAUCAGAUAGCAAUAGGACCCUAAAUAUAUGGCUGUCUCUGUACUAAACAAACUCUCUCACUCUGAAUUUUUAACCAACUCUUUCCCCUCUGAACUAAAUGAUGUGAUUUAUUUUCUUCACACUUGUAUAUUUUAAAUUCCUCAUGGUUUUCUUGUAUGACUGAAACAAUAAACUAAAUAUAAAAAGGCAUUCAUGUUUA